CCCCAUUUCACAAUGUCACUGUGGACCCGUUUGCUUCCAGUCACGCUUGCUGCAGCUCGCCAGUCGCCAAUCGUCGUCCCGCGCGCCGCCGCCGCGAUCGCCCAGCACCAGCACGCCGCUGCCAUUGCUUCGAAGCGAUCCAUGUCGAGCACCACUGCGAAUCCGCUCAUUCGCGAGGAUUUGACCGGCGCUGACAGCGGUGUCGCCGUGUUGACUUUGGCCAAUCCGACCAGCCGGAACGCGUUGAGCCGCGCACUGCUGGCUCGUUUCCAGACAGAGCUGGAAUCGCUGCGCAACAGCAAGGAUAUUCGAGUACUGGUCAUCCGAUCGGGUAUCGACAAGGUCUUUUGCGCUGGUGCCGAUCUUAAGGAACGCUUGUCUAUGACUCCCGAAGAAGUCGGCGCGUUUGUCACCAGCCUGCGAACCACCUUCUCUGCCAUUGAGGAACUCCCCAUUCCCACCAUCGCCGCUAUUGACGGCGCCGCUCUUGGCGGCGGCUUGGAGCUGGCUCUGGCCUGCGACAUUCGCGUUGCUGGCGAAACCGCCAAGCUUGGUCUUCCCGAAACGAAGCUCGCCAUUAUUCCCGGCGCCGGUGGCACGCAACGCCUUCCUCGUGUCGUCGGUGUUGCUCGUGCGAAAGAGCUCAUUUUCACCGCUCGCGUUCUCGACCCGGCCACCUCUGAGAAAUACGGUCUGGUUCAACACGCCGUGCAAGGUGUUGCCUACGCCAAGGCUCUGGAAAUUGCUCGCGAGAUUCUUCCCAAAGGUCCCGUUGCUAUCAAGGCUGCCAAAGUGGCAGUCGACAAUGCCUUGGAGGGAGAUCGCGCCGCUGGCAUGAUUUUGGAACAAGAGUGCUACGCAAAGGUCAUUCCUACGCUGGAUCGUCUCGAAGGUCUCCUCGCUUUCAAGGAAAAGCGCGAACCCAAGUACAAGGGUCAUUAAACCUCACUCCCAGCCUUUUGCGCAAAGUUCAACGCGACCAAAGAGUGAUUGUGUGAUAAUAAUACAUCCAAGUUGGCACAGAGACUGAACAACCUCAACCAAAAUUGGAAAAAAAAGAAAAGAAACAGCAGCUAGGCCAAGCCCAUGAAAGAAUUACAAAUAGAACCGCUGGAAAUCAUUCGC
Molecule: messenger RNA, 1125 nt
Organism: Capsaspora owczarzaki ATCC 30864
Lineage: Eukaryota; Filasterea; Ministeriida; Capsasporidae
Product: methylglutaconyl-CoA hydratase
Exons: 11
Coding region: 13-942 (309 amino acids)
Biological process (GO): fatty acid beta-oxidation
Cellular component (GO): mitochondrion
Molecular function (GO): enoyl-CoA hydratase activity
Source: RefSeq, a predicted model, not a curated record